Molecule: messenger RNA, 486 nt
Organism: Diaporthe amygdali
Lineage: Eukaryota; Fungi; Ascomycota; Sordariomycetes; Diaporthales; Diaporthaceae
Exons: 2
Source: RefSeq, a predicted model, not a curated record
CUGGAUGCCUCCGGAAUACGGCCGGCCAAGGCAGAGCACUUCGACAUACUCCAUCUAGCGAAUCAGAUCAUUGAAUAUCACGAUGAGAUCGUAUACUGGGCCCAAGAAACAGCCCACCACAUACUACGUAGCAUCUCACCCGCCUUGAACGUGGCUGAGCCUCACUCGAUGGACGACGCAGCUUUCGGGAGUCGGCCCUCAGCCCUGCGAGCGGACGCCGACGAAGCUCAAACCUCGACCGCAAAGCGUCGGACACAUUACCACAUGGAAAUAUCAACAACGGCUGUUGCUGACUGGGCGACACCGCCAACCGUGAAAAAAGAAAGGUUUACCGUCCACUGGUGCUUCACGAAUGCCGGACACAGUCAGCAGACCGACUUCCGGUUCAACGCCCGUCAGAUACAGGGCAAGCAUAUACGAGCUGAGCAAACCGGACGUGUGGCGUUGAACGGGUUUGGAGGCAACCCACGCUUGGUUUUCAUUUGA